CUUUCAGUGAAGCUCGGGAGACUGAAGUGGAAGACAGGGCAGAGUGAAUAUAAAAAGGAGCCACCCUGUAAAAUUAGGUGGGUUCCCUCCUUCUCUGUUAAACUAUUCAGCUAAAAGCCUCUGGGACACUGGGGUUGCAUCCACAUCAGCCAAAGUACUUUGCUGAGGGAAACGCAGCAGGGCACCUGGUGUGCUGAGAAUGGCAGCAAGACUUCCCUAACAGGGCACAGCUAACUGGGAGAGGAAAUAGAGACCAGGAAACAGCAGAGGCUUCUCAGCACUGUUUAAUGUCUUGACAGCAACAUGAGUCUCAAAGGAUCUACCAGCAGCCAGCCUGGCUCUGCAAACAGCAGCUUGGGCAAAGCAGAUGGUGCUUCGAGAAUGAGUGCAAAAGAUUUAUACCAACAAAGGAAGAAAUACUCCAACUCCAAUGUAAUUAUGCACGAGACAUCACAGUACCAUGUACAGCACUUAGCCACAUUCAUCAUGGAUAAAAGUGAAGCCAGUGUGACAGUGGAUGACGCCAUCAGGAAGCUGAUGCAGCUCAACUCUAAAGAGAAGAUCUGGGCCCAGGAGAUGCUGUUGCAAGUGAAUGACAAGUCCAUCCGACUGCUAGACUGCGAGUCACAGGAGGAGCUGGAGGACUUUCCCCUGCUGACGGUCCAGCUCUGCCAAACCGUGCUGAAUCAGAUGCGCUACACCUCCAUCCUCCUGCUGGUGUGCCAGGACUCUGAGCAGCACAAGCCCGAUAUCCACUUCUUCAACUGCGACGAGGUGGAGGCGGAGAUGGUCCACGAGGACAUAGAAAGUGCACUCGCCGAUCACAAGCAGGGAAAGAAGAUACGGCCGCAGACGCUCAAAGUAAACCAGGAGAAAAUAAAGCAGCGACAAUCUAUACUCCCACCGUCUCAAGGGCCAGCUCCUAUCCCUAUCCAGCACGAGAUGCGAGGCUCACCGAUGAACCACAGGAACCGGGUGGCUCCCCCACCAGAGCAUAACGAACCAGAAUUUGAACGACGCAGCUCCAGCUCCCAGGAGCAUGAAGAGUCCCGAGCGAUCUUAGCACAGAAGAUUGAAAAAGAAACGCAAAUCCUGAACUGCACCCUGGAUGACAUUGAGGUAUUUGUUGCCCGGCUUCAGAAAGCAGCAGAGGCAUUCAAACAGCUGAACCAACGGAAGAAAGGGAAGAAGAGCAAGAAGAAAGCACCAGCAGAGGGGGUACUGACUCUUAGAGCAAAGCCUCCAACGGAGGCUGAGUUCAUCGACUGCUUCCAGAAAACCAAGCUGGCUCUCAACCUCCUGGCCAAAUUGAGAAAGCAUAUCCAGAACCCGAGUGCUUCAGAACUAGUGCAUUUCCUGUUUGGGCCACUGGAACUGAUCAUCCACAGCUGUGGAGGCCCUGAACUCGCAGGGUCUGUCGUCAGCCCGCUUCUCUCUAAAGACACCACAGAUUUCCUGAGAGGACACCUGACACCGAAAGAGAUGAUGCUCUGGGAGUCCAUUGGAGAGACGUGGACCAGAUCCAGAGCGGAAUGGCCUAGAGAGUCUGUUGUCCCAACCUACAUCCCAAAGUUCCGCAAUGGAUGGGAGCCGCCCCUGGAAAUCUUCCGUGGAGCCCCAUGGGAAAUAGACAUUGGACAUUUACAAGAAGAGCUGUCAUCAGCCAAUGGAUAUCCUUAUCGUAACUCAUCGAUAAAACGUGGACAGACACCUGAUCAAACACAAGCAGUUACUCAACAUGUAAAUAGGAAUUUUGAGGCACAAGGAAUGGCCCAGCCGAAGAAAUAUGCCAAAAUCCGCUAUGAUUUCACUGCUCGAAAUGCCAAUGAACUCUCAGUGCUGAAGGAUGAAGUCCUGGAGGUGUUGGAAGAUAAUAAGCAGUGGUGGAAACUGCUAAACCGGAGUGGGCAGGCUGGUUAUGUCCCCUAUAACAUCCUGGAUGUGGUGAAACUGGAAGAUUAUGAACAACUCUAUAGUCAGAAGUACAAAGGAGACUUGAGUCCGAGAGGAAUUGGCCCUGCCAGCCCUACUCACAGGAUUCCUGGUAGCUACGCUGGUGAUAAAUGGGGAAGUGAAAUGUUAGCCGGGAACUCUCCUCACAAUGCCAAAGAACAACUUAUCCAUCAUAUGGAUGAGGUGAAUGAUGAGCUGCUGAAGAAGAUCACAACGAGUAAAGUUCAGCCCCCCCAAAGAAACUUUAAGGUGGAGAAGACUCAGCAAGUUGCCGUGCCCCUGACGUUUGAGUCAAGCGCUGAAGAGGUCAAAGCGUGGCUGGAAGCAAAUUCCUUCAGCAAAGGGACUGUGGAGCAUCUUGGCAUACUUACGGGGGCCCAGCUUUUCUCUCUGAAUAAGGAGGAAUUGAAGAAAGUGUGUCAUGAAGGAGCCAGAGUAUACAGUAAAAUUACAGUGCAAAAAUCUCUCCUGGAGAAAUGUGGAGGGGAUUCAGAGCUUCAAGAAAUUAUGAGGCGUCGCCAAGAGAGGAGUGAUUCCACUUCUUAAAGUUCUAUCUGCUUUUUUCAACUAUUAGUCAUAGUAGUGCAGAAAAAGGGAAUAACAGCACCGAUCCCUGAUCAAAAUGAAAAACUACAGAGACCAUCACCUACCAGUAUAACUGCCAGCAAACUGACAAUUCCUGAAACACUGUUGAUAAGGAGGAUACUCAUUCACCAAUAUGCUAUCAUGCUGGGAGAGAAGUUUUAGUAUUGCAUGAAAUAUUAUUUUUAUAUCUAUAUAUUUUAUACAGAAAUGUUGUGUGUAUGCAGUCCAGAGCAUGAGCAGGAUCUGAAUUCAUGGGAUUCUAAAUGUACGAGGCAAGGCUGGAUUCAAGUUAAAAAAAAAAACAAACACACACACACACACCCAGAACCUCAUAAUAUACUGCUAUAUGGCUCUCCAUUGAUCUGAUAAAGCUCUAAAAAAAAAGGCUAGAAAUAAUUCUCCCAACAAAGGACUGCUUGAAUGCUUAGAGUUUCUGUACCAUAAAGGCUAGAGCUUUUUUUCCCCUUGUUUCCUUCUUGUCUGUGGCAGAAACACUAUAGCAACAGUAUCCUGAGUUUCCCUGUUUAUGAAAGCCCAGCAGCAGUAAAGUUUCCUCCCUCUCUUCUACCCCUGCGCUCCUCUCAAGCCUUAAACAUUUUAAAACAAGGGCUGGGCCUGUCUGUAUCUGAAGAUGAAAUUACAACAGUGUGUAACAGAUUUUAGAGUUGGAUCAUCCAGUUUAAAUAUAUAUACAAUGCUACUGAACACUAAAGAGCAGUGAGUAAUACCCUGAAAUUAUUUGAAUUUG
This is a messenger RNA of Mauremys reevesii (Reeves's turtle), 3286 nucleotides long. It is a transcript of the gene EPS8L2, whose product is annotated as EPS8 like 2. Gene Ontology annotation, biological process: positive regulation of ruffle assembly; Rho protein signal transduction; regulation of Rho protein signal transduction. The transcript is spliced from 21 exons. The coding region runs from base 304 to 2499 and encodes 731 amino acids. Gene Ontology annotation, molecular function: actin binding. The record is from RefSeq and is a predicted model, not a curated record. Gene Ontology annotation, cellular component: vesicle; ruffle membrane; plasma membrane. Lineage: Eukaryota; Metazoa; Chordata; Testudines; Geoemydidae.